Messenger RNA from Neopsephotus bourkii (Bourke's parrot), 3216 nucleotides. RefSeq names its product transmembrane protein 63C (gene TMEM63C). The transcript is spliced from 24 exons. Gene Ontology annotation, cellular component: plasma membrane. Gene Ontology annotation, molecular function: calcium-activated cation channel activity. The coding region runs from base 238 to 2730 and encodes 830 amino acids. The record is from RefSeq and is a predicted model, not a curated record. Lineage: Eukaryota; Metazoa; Chordata; Aves; Psittaciformes; Psittacidae.
CCCGCACCAGCCUCUCCGCCGGCAGCUCCGCACCGCCUCCCGGUACAGAGAGCAGGGGCCGCCAGGACCUCUCCUCCCCGCAGGGAUGCCGCGGGCACAUGAAACUCAUCCAAAUGCUUUGGCUCCUUAUUCCUGCCUGCUGACCACACCAGCGUGGCCAUGACUCAACCAGCUUCCAGGACUGAGGGGCAGAGGUGUUGAAAGACCUUUCACAGGGUGAGGCCAACGACACCACUGAUGGAGAGCGUGUACUCAGUGGAGCCCGCACCUGAGGGUGCCAGCCCCACCUCGCUGGAUGUGCUCAGCUUCCUGGAUACGCUGGUGAACAGCACAGAGGAGCAAUGCUUCAGUGCCCGCUCCCGCAGCACCGUCCUGGAAGGGCUGCCCUUUGGUGGUGUGCCCACCGUGCUCGCCAUCAACUUCAUCCUCUGGCUGCUUCUCCUCCUGAUCUUCUCCUGCCUUCGGAAAGCAGCUUGGGACUAUGGGCGCCUGGCUCUGCUGAUGGACAAUGAUAGUCUGACAUCACUUUUCUAUGGAGAGCAGAGUGAGAAGGAAAAGUCCCCAUCAGAGAGCAGCCCCCUGGACACCGACAACAAAGACAUGGGAUUCUGCUCCUGGCUCCUUUCUAUCUACCAGAUGAAGGACGAGGAGAUUCAGAGCAAGUGUGGGAUCGAUGCCACCACCUACCUGUCCUUCCAGCGGCACCUCCUGGUCCUGCUGAUGCUGGUCUGCGUGCUCUCUGUGGCUGUCAUCCUGCCUGUCAACUUCUCAGGGGACCUCCUGGGACACAAUCCCACCCACUUCGGCCGGACAACCAUCGCCAACAUCCCGACGCAGGACCGUCUCCUGUGGCUGCACAGCAUCUUUGCCCUCAUCUAUUUCAUCCUCACAAUCCUCUGCAUGGCCCACCACUCUGUGCAUCUUGAAUACAGAGAGAAUGAGAAGGUCGCCCGGACGCUGAUGGUUACCCACAUCCCCAAGGAGAUCACGGACCCUUCCCUUAUCAUCAAGCAUUUCCAUGAGGCUUAUCCCAGCUGCACCGUCACCAAUGUCCAGUUCUGCUUUGAUGUGCGCAAGCUGAUGAAGCUGGAUGCAGAGAGGCGCAAGGCAAUGAAGGGACGGCUUUACUUCACCACCAAGGCACAGAAAGAGGGGAAGAUCAUGAUCAAAACCCACCCAUGUGCCCGCAUCUUCUGCUGCCACUUCUGUGGCUUUGAGCAGGUGGAUGCUGAGCAGUACUAUGGGGAGCUGGAGGAGAAGCUCACAGAUGAGUUCAAUGCUGAGCGCAACCGCAUCACACUCAAGCGCCUUGACAUGGCAUUUGUCACCUUCCAGGACGAGCGGAUGACGGCUGUGAUUUUGAAGGACUACAGCCACACUCGCUGCCGCAAGCACCCCCAGCAGUCCUCUGUCACCACCGUGGUCAAGUCACAUCACUGGGGCAUUUGCUAUGCCCCUGCACCCAGCGAUAUCAUCUGGGAGAAUUUAUCAGUCCGUGGCACAUCCUGGUGGGUGCGAUUCAUCCUCCUUAAUAUCUGCCUCUUCGUCCUUCUCUUCUUCCUCACCACGCCAGCCAUCAUUGUCAACACUAUGGACAUGUUCAAUGUCACACACCCUGUGGAAAGCCUCAAGAACCCCAUCAUCACCCAGUUCUUCCCCACACUGCUGCUCUGGGCCUUCUCUGUCUUCUUGCCCUUCCUCGUCUACUACUCGGCAUUCUUUGAGUCACACUGGACAAGGUCAAGUGAAAAUCAGCUCACCAUGCACAAGUGCUUCUUCUUCUUGGUGUUCAUGGUCAUCAUCCUGCCCUCGCUGGGGCUGAGCAGCCUGGACCUUUUUUUCCGCUGGCUCUUCGACACCCACUUUCUGGACCAGGCUGAUGUCAAGUUCCAGUGCGUGUUCCUCCCGGACAACGGCGCUUUCUUUGUCAACUACGUGGUCACCUCCAGCCUGAUCGGGACAGCCAUGGAGCUGCUGCGCAUCCCAGGCCUCCUUGUCUACACCGCCCGCCUCUGCUUCGCCAAGUCUGAGCCCGAGCGGCUCCACAUCAAGCGGAGCCAAGCCUAUCAGUUCCAGUUUGGACUGGAGUAUGCCUGGACCUGCUGCAUCUUCUCCGUUGUCAUGACCUACAGCAUCACCUGCCCCAUCAUUGUCCCCUUUGGGUUGCUCUACAUGCUGCUCAAGCACAUGGUUGAUCGGUACAACAUCUACUAUGUGUACAUCCCCACCAAGCUGAACCAGCGCCUCCACGUCGCCGCCAUCAGCCAGGUCGUGGUGGCCCCCAUCCUCUGCAUGUUCUGGCUGCUCUUCUUCUCCGUCCUGCGCCUUGGUCCUACCCGCCCUGUCACCCUCUUCACCUUUGUGGUCCUCCUCUGCUGCAUUGUCUUCUCCUUCUUUGGUCUCUGCCUGAAGAAGCUGCAGCCACGGAAACCCUCCAGCUACCAGCUGUCUGACCAGUCUGAGGGCGCCUUCAAUGAUGUGGAGCGGAGCAGCGUUUCCUCCACCCCCAACUCCAAUCUCUUUGUGGCCACGGUCCUGCAGGAGCCUGAGCUGAGCCUGACACCAGCGGCCUCCCCGGCACACCAGUCCUACGGCACCAUGGGGAACCACCUGGAGCCAGCAGAGGAUGGGGAGGACGAGGCACUGCAGAGCUUCGAGACAGAGCUGGAGACAGUGGAGGGCGAGUACAGGAGUGGCCCUGUGAUGGAGAGCCAGGCCCGCUACCAAUGAGCAUCCCCACUGGCGGGGCGAGGACCAGCCGUACCCAGAGCAGAGGAGAAGAGCGGAAGACGUGCCGGGGGCAGGAAGGCAGGGGCCUUCCCAUCACUGGUGGGGUCCACCUCAGUGAUGGGGUGGGGGGACAACAGGGCUGAUGUGAGGGGGAGACCCCAUUGUAUGGGAGGUGGUGGGAAGCUCUGACAGUCCCUCCAGCUGCCUGGACUGGCUCAGUCCCUGCCCCUUGCUCCCCUGUCCCCACCUGCCUCUUUCAGCCCAUCGUGGAGAAGAUGUGGUGCAGUGGUAUGGGGAGAAGUUGUUUCUGAGACGCUGUGCUUUUGGGGGCAGGAAGGAGGCCCUGGGCCCUCCAUGAGAAGGAAGCAGCCCAGACAGCUGAGAUGAAUGUGCCUGCUACCACUCUAUUCUGAAGGUCCCCGGUGGCAGGGGACAGCCACCCCUAACCCUUGCUUCACACCCUGCCUACCUGUUGCUCAUGGUGGC